This is a messenger RNA of Bombyx mori (domestic silkworm), 1952 nucleotides long. RefSeq lists its product as uncharacterized. Lineage: Eukaryota; Metazoa; Arthropoda; Insecta; Lepidoptera; Bombycidae. The coding region runs from base 343 to 1530 and encodes 395 amino acids. The transcript has 7 exons. The record is from RefSeq and is a predicted model, not a curated record.
UUGCUCAGGACCAUGAUUGAGGGUGACAACUUAAGAUUUUGUCUGGAUAAAGUCUGGGUAAAGUAUAAUAACGUUUAAAGGUCUUUCAAAUAGAAAAUAAUAUGCAAUAAUAGAACUGGGCGUGACCUAGUAGUGGACUUUUAGCGGUCAGGUCGCCGUCAAGUGCUAAACGAAAAACGGUAACAACCUAAACAGCUUACACAAAUAUGUGACCGUUACCGACUUUAUUUAUACCAGAUACGCUACUGUACUCUCAUUUUGUCGUCAAACGUACCAUCUUCCGGUCUAGUGGAAAAUAUUUGACCCAAUUUCGAUAAACGUUUUUAGUAAAACACUAAUACAAUGAUGCGAAAAUCUUAUUUGAUUAUAAUAACAGUUUUCGUAGCUGUUACGGCAAAUACGAUAUAUAACACGCACGAUUCAGUAGCAGAUGAAUUUGACAAUGAUCUGGACCAUCACGAAGAAAGAGAAGGAAGAAUAUUAUUUCCAUUUGUAAGUAUCGUCCGUUUCGCGAACACGGACUGUGCGUCAACCAAUACAAUGAAUGGUAUAUGUUUGGCGCGACGAGAAUGCAACAACCUUAAUGGAACCAUCACGGGAACUUGUGCUUCUAGGAGAGGAAGAUGUUGUGUUGUUUCCCGAACGUGUGGCUCUACAACGAACGUAAACAAUACAUACUUCACAAGCCCCGGUUAUCCGGCAGCGUAUGCUGGUGGACAAGCAUGUACACUUAUUGUUAACAGAUGCAACAACAACAUCUGCCAACUUCGUAUAGAUUUUCUGGAUUUCGUGAUAGCACAGCCUGAUGGUGAUGGUGUCUGUGUCACAGAUUCUAUCACUAUUACUGGUGGAAACACGAUAGUUCCACCGUUGUGCGGCGACCUCACAGGACAAACGAUUUUCGUAGAUUUUAACGGAAAUGCAGCGAUUACAAUUGCUGUGACAGCAACUCUAGCUACCACUUUUGCAAGGAGAUGGAAUAUGAGACUUACUCAAUUGGGAUGUGAUUGUCCUGGCUUAGCUCCUAAUGGUUGCCUGCAGUAUUACACAGGAAUUACGGACACCAUAAAUAGUUUCAAUUACGGUACAGGAGCUAAUACUCUUCUCAGUGCCUCCUUGGUCACAGGCACUAGACAGAUUGCGAAUUUGAAUUACGGUAUUUGUAUUCGAAUGGAGGCUGGAUAUUGUGCUAUACAAUACGCUCAGACAGCGAACGAUGUGUUCUCGUUCACGGUAACAGGCGACGUAGAGGGUGCCGACAAUACAGUACUGGGCACAGCGGUGGGGGCAGUCAACGACGGCGCUUGUGUUACGGAUUUCGUCGUGAUACCAAACCCUGUUGUUGCCGCCACUGCAGUACCAGUCGGCACUGACCGCUUUUGCGGUCUUGGAUUUGUCCCGGUUCAAACUGGAGCCAAGCCUUUUGUUCUGUACGUGGUGACAGACGGCAAUGAAGGUGCCACCGCAACCACCCCUCCGGACGUGGCCAAUCGUGGUUUCUCUCUGACGUACACCCAAAUCGCGUGCUGAGAUUAACAAUAACAAAAAUAAAAAAAACUUUGUAAUUAGUCUGUACCUAAAUUUAACGAAAAAUUAACAGCUGGCCUAAAGGUCUACUAGAUACCAGGCCAUAAACUAAAAAAAAAAAAACUGCUUAAGCCACUUAAAAAAAAAUUGAGCAUUAUUUGAACUAUAACGUUUUAAGAUACGGAAUUAUAUAAUUGGAUAUAAUAAUAUUCAUAGUAUCAAAACGUUUGUUUAGUAUAUAACUGUUCUUGAUAGUUACUAAGGGUACACGAUUUUUUGAAAGGCAAACUUUAAUUUUUAUUUCAUAUUAAUUAUCGUUUACUUUUCGAAAUUUAAAUGGUUUAGUGUAUAAUUAUGAGUUAGUAUGCGACACAUGCCUCCGGUAGAUAUAUUUAUUUAGAAAAUAAAAAAACAUUUAACAACAA